AUGUUAGAUAUAUUUCGUGGAUUGAAAAACCUUGUAAAGGUCAGUCACGUUAAAACCGAUUCGCCAGUAUUCCGUCUACACUACUCAAUUACUGUGAUGAUUUUGAUGUCCUUCUCUUUGAUUAUAACAACAAGACAAUAUGUUGGCAACCCUAUCGAUUGUGUUCAUACCAAAGAUAUUCCAGAAGACGUACUCAAUACAUAUUGUUGGAUUCAUUCGACUUAUACGUUACGUGAUCAUUUCGGUAAGAAGCAGGGCAUAUCUGUACCCUAUCCGGGUAUAGCCAAUUCGGAUGGUGAUGAUCACAACAAAAAGCACUACAAAUACUACCAGUGGGUGUGUUUCUGCCUAUUUUUUCAGGCGAUUUUAUUUUAUACUCCAAGAUGGCUGUGGAAAUCUUGGGAAGGUGGCAAAAUUCAUGCACUUAUCAUGGACUUAGAUAUAGGAAUUUGUUCCGAAGCCGAGAAAAAACAAAAAAAGAAAUUACUAUUAGAUUACUUAUGGGAAAAUCUAAG
This is a messenger RNA of Rhagoletis zephyria (snowberry fruit fly), 515 nucleotides long. RefSeq names its product innexin shaking-B-like. NCBI's taxonomy places the organism in Eukaryota, Metazoa, Arthropoda, Insecta, Diptera, Tephritidae. Gene Ontology annotation, molecular function: gap junction channel activity. Gene Ontology annotation, cellular component: gap junction; plasma membrane. The record is from RefSeq and is a predicted model, not a curated record.